CACCAGCACUUGCCACGGCUGGACACGGCUCUUUCAGGUCCAUUCGGGUCCAUCCAGACGCAUAUCGACCGAUCAACGCGUUCCUGAAUAAUAAAUAUUGAAAAUAACCGAGAAAUGAUGUGAAUGAGUGCUUGGGGCAUUAUUCGCCUUCCUCUGGACCAGGAAUAAUACUCCACCCGCGGGAGGACGUGGGGAAUCGGUUGGUGAGGGUGGAAAAUGGUGCCAAGUGCGGAGAAUCGAGAGCAAGUGUCGGAAAAGUGAAUUUUUUAUUCCGGAAUUUUUCCUAUUUUUGGCUUUCUCUUCGUAAAUUCUGGAUUGACGAUGUGGACUGCGUCCAGGAUGCUCCUGGGAGUCGUUGUCCUGGCGGCUGCUCUCGGGGAAUAUCACGUGGAGGGAAAUACCACUGUUGCUAUUGCUAAAGAGGAAUGUCGGAAGAGAAUAGCUGAUUGUUCCAUGUCGAAAGGUGCCAGCACCCCAGUAUGUGGCAGUGAUGGGGUGACAUAUCCAUCUCAGUGCCAAGUCGUCUCCAGACAAUGCCAGGGGGAGUCAAUCCUCAUUAAACACACGGGCCCCUGUCCAGAGACACCUCCGUGCUUCUCGGCCAGGGUGACAGCUCGUCCUGGUUCUCGUCCUGUCUGUCGUCCAGACGGCACUUGGGCCCCAAUCCAGUGUCACACGGAAACUGGCUACUGCUGGUGCGUGACACCUCAGGGACGUCCACUUUCGGACACCUCCGUCAAGAACGAAAAGCCCAGGUGCCCCAAGGCAACGGCCACCUCGGGCACAGCCUCCACACGCAGUGGCCAACGAAGACGAUCACCAAACUGGAAACAGCGCCGACAAUACACAAGUCGUCACAGGAAUACGUGCGACAGAGCGGAAAAAUCAACAUUCAACACAAAUCUAAUCGGCAAUUUCAAGAUCGAGUACCGAAGGACCAACAUCUCCUCCGACGGUGAUAAGAACGUGGAGCGCGUCUUAUCCUGGAAAUUUCUCACCCUGGAUAAAGACGGUGAUGGGUACCUGGACAGGAACGAGUACAAAGAGCUCCGGAGGCUAGCCAAGAAGGCGGUGCGACCGAAGAAAUGCGCGAGAACGUUCGCCAGGACGUGCGAUCUCAAUCAGGAUCUCAAAUUAUCGAGGCAAGAAUGGGGUGCCUGUCUGGCAAACGACUUCAAACACGGACCCCGUGAGGUACUUGAGGCCCAGAAGACGAGGGCCACGGACGAAGUUUUGAAGGGGAAUCCCCCGCCGGUUCACACACGACCGACAUUCAAUGAUGAUCCACCGGAUACCAAGGAGGAGAGCGAUGCCAAUGACUGCAUCUCGGAUCGACGAUCCGUGCUGGAGGAUCAAAGGCAAAACUCCCAGGAGAAAUUUUACAUUCCCCAGUGCACACCGGACGGUCGAUACCACAAGGUCCAGUGCUACUCCGGUUAUUGCUGGUGUGUUUAUCAGGACACCGGAAAACCGAUCCCAGGCACAUCCUCCAAGGAUCAGACGCCCAAUUGUAAUCCAGUCCCACCACCAAGCAGACCGAUGAAAGGCUGUCCGGAGGUAAAGAAACAGUUGUUCCUCCGCGACCUGAUGGACCUGAUGGACAAGCGGAUGAAGUCCUCGAGUACAGACUCUGCCGAGGCAACCGACAAGUGGCCAGCCUCCAAGGAGGAGCGAGUGGCGACCUGGCACUUUGUCAUGCUAGAUAAGAACAAGAAUAAAGUACUGGAGAGAAAGGAGUGGAAGAGCUUUCGGACUAUGGUGGCCAACAACAGGCAUCUGAGGAGGUGUGGGAAAAAGCUCCCGAGGUACUGUGACAUCAACAACGACAGGAGGAUCAGUAUGACUGAGUGGCUGAGCUGUUUGAAUGCACAGAAACCUUCUCAAGGUGACAGCGUAGAAAAUACAUCGACCCAAAAACCCCGGAGAACGGGUCCGAAUCCUCUGGACCAAUUCCUCAACGACGACGACUGAGUCGACUGUGGUAGAGCACAAAUCAAGACUUGAUUGGUAUCGAUGGAAAUUCAUUUCCCUUCACUCUCCUUUUUUUACGCAGUGAUAGAAAUUAGUGUACUCGAUAAAUUAAAACGUAACGACACUUAUAAGUAUUACGACCGGAAUUAUGUAUUUAUGUUGAAUAUGUAUAUGUAUUUUUGCAUGAAAAAUGGUGCUCGAGCACUGAAUCAUUUUGUUUUUUUUUACGUGCUAGGAUUAUGUCUCUGUACUAAAUUGAGCUUCAAAGUGGUAAGUCCCAUUUCCAAUUAUAGAAUUCCCCAGUCCAUAAAUCCUCGAUAAUGAGCCGAAAAAAAAAGAUUAUCUAGAGCAGUAACAAAGUGUUGAUGUGUCUAUAAAACUUGUAAUUAUCAAUUAAGAAUUAAUAAUCAAAACUGAAGACAAUGUGCAGUUUAUCAGGAGUGCAAUAAAUUUCCUUUACGCUAUGAAA
Molecule: messenger RNA, 2440 nt
Organism: Fopius arisanus
Lineage: Eukaryota; Metazoa; Arthropoda; Insecta; Hymenoptera; Braconidae
Gene: magu
Product: SPARC-related modular calcium-binding protein 2
Exons: 9
Coding region: 322-1971 (549 amino acids)
Molecular function (GO): protein binding; calcium ion binding
Source: RefSeq, a predicted model, not a curated record